Rotaria socialis is the source of this 2082-nucleotide messenger RNA. The record is from the annotation of a GenBank genome assembly. Lineage: Eukaryota; Metazoa; Rotifera; Eurotatoria; Philodinida; Philodinidae.
AUGUCGUUUGCCACCGCUCGUCGUAUUCCACCAGCUCUUGGUCAAGAAUCUGUAUGGGAUUAUCCUCGACCACCUCGUGUGGAAAAUACAUCUGAACAUAUUGAAGCUAUAAUUAGCGGUGUCAAACGUGUGGCAAAUUAUUAUACAAUUGAAGUUAAUGGUAAACAAGCAGAAAACGUAGCUUGGUAUUAUUCGAAACCAACAGGACCUGAGUUUUCUUCCAUUAAAGAUCAUGUUGCUAUUUACGUUGGUCCAAUGGAUGAAUGUUAUGUUGAUGGUGAACGUGUUGUACCACAACCAGGUCAAUUCUAUGGUGGAUGGAUUACCAAGGAUAUGGUUGAACCUUUUAAAGUUGCUACGGAUAAUCGUGCAUUCGAACUCAUUACGGGCAAAGGAUUUGUUAAUUUUACACAAACUGUACUCAGUGUUGGACAAGACAUUGUAAAAUCGCGUAGUAUCAAUGCUUCAGAUUUACUACCACACCCAACAACUGUGAGUCGAAACAUCGAUAGAUUAUUCAUAAGCAGAAAAUCGCAAUUAAUAAGCCUGUGUCAGAAUAUAAAAUCCUAUGCAAUCGUGGUGGACUUUUGGACAGAGUCACACACUGGUGUGAGCUUUUGUGGUAUUUCUCUUCACUAUCUAAACGAUGAACUUCAACUUCAAGCGUUUAUUUUGGGCUGCUAUCCAUAUGAUCGAGAUAAUCAGACUUCAACUCAAAUUCGACAAUUUGUUGAUAGUGAGUUAAUGGAAUAUAAUUUAUCACUGAACAACAACAAAUUUGUGGUAACUGACAACGAAAAUAAGAUGAAAUCUAGCUUCAAGGAUUCAUGCACUAGAAUCGGCUGCUCAAUUCAUUAUAUGAACAAGCAAUUAGAACACUAUUUUAUCACUAAUACAAUAGAAAAAAUGCCUGUAAACUGCGACUUAGCGCAGGAAAUGUUUGGUUACAUAAGAAAAAUCGUCAGUCACAUGAGACGAACACAUAAACAAACAAAAUUACCACGUAAACUUCAAUCCUAUUCUGAUACCAGGUUCAAUGGUGCUUUUUAUACAAUGAAUAUGUUUUUAAUGGUGUUUGAUGACUUAGCUGGUGUUUUAGAUCGAACAUUUCUAGCUGAUUAUAUGUUAAUAGAUAAAGACCUACUAGAGUAUGUUUGCUCAUUUCUAGGUCCGUUUGAAGAAGUGAUUGAAGAACUUAGUUGUGGCAAAAAGCCAACAAUUUACAAAGUAUUGCCAUUAAGGCAAUAUUUAUUAAAUCGAUGUAUUAUUAAUUCUGAUGAUCAUGAUGGAAUUCGUCAAAUCAAAACAUUUUUAGGUUCACGUCUUCAGGAUGUUUGGGUGUUACAGGAUAUACAUUAUAUUACUACAUUCUUACAUCCAUCGUUCAAAAAUUUUGAUGUUAAUUCUAUUUUGCAAGAGAGAGCUCUCAAUUUAGUGAAAAGCGAAAUUUUCAAACGACAGCCAUCGACAUCAUCAACUCCCUGUCCAUCAGUCGAUAAAACAACAAUUAUUACUCCUGAACUUAAUUCUCAACACAAAUCAUUAACAAACGUUCUUUCAAAAUGUUUUGAUUUACCAAAGAGUGACUUAAGAUUAUCAACAACGCCUGAUCAUGAAGUAGAUGAAUAUAUGAGCAUGAACGUUCAAAUGAAAGAAGGUGAUGAUAUAUUAUUAUUUUGGUUAGCACACAAGUCUAGAUUUCCAAUCUUAUUUUCGAUUGCGCAAGAUUAUUAUGCCGUACCAGCAGCCAAUACAACAAUAGAGAGACUUUUUUCAGCGUUGAAAAACACAGUUACGGAUAAACGUACAAGUCUUGGUACUGAAAAAAUAAACAAAUUAUUAUUUUUGCAAAAAAAUCUACUAUCAUUAGAAACGUUCGAUAAAAAAAUUCUUAAUGAGGUCGAUACGAAAAGAAAGAUGUCUGUUCAUGAUGAAACAUGUCUUACAACCUCGUUACACAAACAAGAACAACUUAGAACGUCAACAUCAGCAAAGAAGUUGAAAAAAGAUGAACAAGAUGAUAUUUUUAUUUGCGAUGAAGAUUAUGAAGAUUAUGAAGAUAAUGAAAACGAUAAAUUUUAG